This is a messenger RNA of Bursaphelenchus okinawaensis, 661 nucleotides long. The record is from the annotation of a GenBank genome assembly. Lineage: Eukaryota; Metazoa; Nematoda; Chromadorea; Rhabditida; Aphelenchoididae.
AUGGGAAUCCAACCAAUCUUCGACAAAGCCCCAAGUAUAAUCAACCGGCCAGACGGGUCAGUUUUGUUCGAAUGUAUGGUGAAUGCCAACCCCGAACCUACUGUAACAUGGUAUUUGAAAGACAAAGAAUUGAGUGGAGAUCGAUACGUGUUUAAGGUGAAGAAACAGGUUGGAAAGUACAUGUGCACCAUGAUUAUGAAGGUAAAUUUACUCAUUGUCAGACUAUAGUUGAGUUUGAAACGAUAUUGCUACAUAAAAGUCUUGUCGUCAAUUGUUAUUGGCUUUUAUAGUAAAAAACGACAAGACUUUCUCUGACAUUUUAAAAUAAUAUAUUAGGUUAAAAACAUUAUAUUAUUGUGUUAAAAUAAAUAUGAGCUAUUUUUAAAGCAAAUUUGAAAGGUUAUGUAGCUCAAACUUAUUUGGACAGCUUAUUAUACUAACUCGGUAGAAUUUUAGUAAAAUACGUGGCACUUAACUAAGAAGUCAAAAUAUAAAACUACAGUAUUAAUUAUGUUACGGUAACUUUUUCAAUGUUUAGAACCCAACCCAAGCUGACCAAGGCAUUUACAAAGUCGUGGCGAAGAAUCCUCAUGGUGAACAUAAGGUUGAACAAAGCUACGCGGCCGUUUGUGUAGCUAAUGAAGUGUUCAAAACUCAGUAA